AUCGAAAAAGCUAGCACAUACGGCCACAGUCAGCUGAAAACUGGGCAUCCCGUCCGCUCUGCCAUACAUAAGCAGUUGAACGGCAGAUUAGUACUACGGUGGGUGACCACGUGGGAAUCCCUGCUGCUGUAUGUUUUGUUUUGCGUCUUUCUUCUGGACUGGUCGACCUGCUCGGCGAACUCAAGGAAGUCCAUUUUUGCGCUUGGCUCGAAGAGGGACGGGCGGGCUCCAGGACGCUCUUGCGUUUCUUCCCAAUGUCCUUGCCUCGAUCAUUUUUGA
This is a messenger RNA of Aureobasidium namibiae CBS 147.97, 279 nucleotides long. RefSeq lists its product as uncharacterized. The record is from RefSeq and is a predicted model, not a curated record. The transcript has a single exon. The annotation marks the transcript as partial. Lineage: Eukaryota; Fungi; Ascomycota; Dothideomycetes; Dothideales; Saccotheciaceae.